This is a messenger RNA of Musa acuminata AAA Group (dessert banana), 939 nucleotides long. RefSeq names its product glycine-rich cell wall structural protein 1.0-like. The record is from RefSeq and is a predicted model, not a curated record. The coding region runs from base 1 to 939 and encodes 312 amino acids. NCBI's taxonomy places the organism in Eukaryota, Viridiplantae, Streptophyta, Magnoliopsida, Zingiberales, Musaceae. The transcript is spliced from 2 exons.
AUGGUCCAUGAUCUCCACCCACGGGAUGACAGCAAACACAAGCGACACCACUGCAUCCACCAAAGCCCUCGCAAAAAAGAACCCCAGGAGAGCCUCAUCGUGCGGCCCAGGCCAUGGGUUCAAGGGCGAGAGGAAGAAAGGCAUAAGCUUGACCUUGACGAAGAGCAUGAAGAGCACAUUCUGGUCUCGGACAUCGGCAAAGAACCAGAUCCACAAGAACUGGACGAUGGCGUCCCUCGCGGCCCACCUCCAGAACACGAACUGCGUGAGCCGUCACAUCCCCAACCGAGCGCCGGAAUAGAUGGUCUCCGUGACGGAGACCGGCUUCCGAAGGUGGAAGGCCACAGUCGAGAAGAAGACGGCGCCGAAGGCGGACGUGUAGGCGAGAAUGAAGCCCAUGAUGGCAAGGGCGUGGGUGGAGGAGAGGAGGGUAAGAAGAAUCCGGAUAUCAGGGGCCCGAUCUCCGUUGUCGUCGACGCCAACAGCAUCGGCGGCGUCGGGGAAGGAGAAGAGGAAGGGGGAGGAUGGGGAAUAGUCAGGAAUCCUAAUCUUGACUCGGUUGAAGGAACUCUGGAGCCCAAUGGAACCGUUGCCACGGAGGAAGAGUGCGAGGAGGGAGGUGUUACCGGCGGCGGAGAGGCGGCGAGCGGCGUCGGAGGAGGUGAAGUGACCGUUGUCGUCGAAGGUGCCGAGGCGGGUGAGGUGGAUGAAGGGAGUGCGGCGGCGGGCAGCGGGGGGAGGAGGAGGGGAAGGGGGCGACGAGAAGGAGGAGGAGGAGGAGGAGGAGGGGGGCAAGGAGGAGAGGCGGUGGAGGAGGGAGCGGACGUCAGGAUCGCCGUCGGGGAGGGAGGAGAGGCGGAGGCUGCCAGCGAGGAGGGCGGUAAGGAUGAGGGCAGGAGCGGAGAGAAGGGAGGACAGGGAAAUGCGGCCGUCCGGUGA